CUGGGUGGGGGUCUUCCGUGGUGGGGCAGCCAUGGGGUCUGGCCUGAUCCUGCCCGGGACUCUGGUGCUGAUGGUGGCGCUUCUGGGUCCCUGCACGGUCCACGGAAGGGGGGGACGGCUCGAGCCUCCACCUGCCGCCCACUUCCUGUUCCAGUCGAAGGUCGACUGCCGCUUUGCCGACGGGACUCGUGGGGAGGUCCGCUUGCUAGUGAGGUACAUCUACGGGCGGGAGGAGUUUGUGCGCUUCGACAGCCGCCGCGGGGAGUACGAGGCCCUCACCCCGCUGGGCGAGCCCGACGCCCGCCUCUGGAACAGCCAGAAGGAGAGCCUGGACUAUGUGCGGGACUCGGUGGAGCGCUACUGCUGCGGCAGUUACAAGGUCGAAGAGGGAGGAGGCAUCACCCUGACCAGGAAAGAUCAGCCCACAGUGAAGAUCUCCCACACCAAGGCAGGCCCCCUGGCCCACCACAGCCUCCUGCUCUGCACCGCGACAGGAUAUUAUCCCUCGGGGGUUCGUUUCAGGUGGCUGAAGAAUGGGCAGGAGCAGACGGAAGGGGUGGGGUACGCCGACGAGGUCCACAACGGAGACUGGACCUUCCUGAACCAGGCGAUGCUGGAGACGGUGCCCCAGCGGGGAGACCUCUACGCCUGCCAGGUGGAGCACAGCAGCCGGAAGGAGCCCUUCACCGUCCAGUGGGAGCCGCAGUCAUCGAACUCUGCCCAGAGCAAAGUGUGGACGGGGGCUCUGGGGGCUGUGCUGGGGGUGGUCUUUGGGGCCGCGGGAGUCUCCUUCUACCUGAGGACCAGGCGAGGUAAGGAGCGGCCCCCACAGUACCUGCUGCAGGGCUCAUCAGUUAGUCCCAACGGCUCCAGGCCUCACAUCUGGGAAACCGUCAGCAAAUUUACUACUGAUUCCGCCCCCUCCCCAGAGUUAAUCUGCAUCCGGGCAGCAUUUUGA
Messenger RNA from Gekko japonicus, 958 nucleotides. RefSeq names its product H-2 class II histocompatibility antigen, E-S beta chain-like. Gene Ontology annotation, biological process: immune response; positive regulation of T cell activation; antigen processing and presentation of exogenous peptide antigen via MHC class II. The transcript has 6 exons. Gene Ontology annotation, cellular component: MHC class II protein complex; membrane. The coding region runs from base 32 to 958 and encodes 308 amino acids. The record is from RefSeq and is a predicted model, not a curated record. NCBI's taxonomy places the organism in Eukaryota, Metazoa, Chordata, Lepidosauria, Squamata, Gekkonidae. Gene Ontology annotation, molecular function: MHC class II protein complex binding.